Molecule: messenger RNA, 2164 nt
Organism: Rhipicephalus sanguineus (brown dog tick)
Lineage: Eukaryota; Metazoa; Arthropoda; Arachnida; Ixodida; Ixodidae
Exons: 2
Coding region: 1-654 (217 amino acids)
Source: RefSeq, a predicted model, not a curated record
AUGUGGAGUGAGCAGCCCGUGCCGGAGGCGAUGGCGCGGUCGCCUAGCCGUGAGUCGUUCGGCACCGACCUGUCGCUCCUGUCGCUGUCGAGCCUGGGUUCGGAGAGAGUGCGCGCGAGGCGCUGCCUUCUACAGGUGCCUGGUGAGCCACAGCGGCGGCCCCUUUCUGGCGAGGUGCUCAUCGAGGAGGAGGCUACGGCUCCGCUCGUCAAGAGCUUCAGCACCGCGGACAUCGUGCAGGCCACAGCCGCUGAGCCCCUGCGUGCCAGUGUUUCCGAGCUGGCGCUCGCCGAGCUCCCGGCGCGCCUCGAGUCGCGCUCUUGCUCCACCUGGGUCGCUGUUGGCGACAUCGCCUCACAGCUGCCCUCGCCACAGGCCUCGGAGGCAGCUCUGGCACCUGCUGACCUUGUCCGCUCGGUGAGCACCAAGGUGCGGCAGAUGUACAUCCGGCGACGGCUCCUGUCCACGUACCGAGCACUUGAAAGGCUCACGAAGAGCGAGUUGGAUGUCAGCGGCACGGUACCGCGCGUGCACGUCACCACCGACGCCAAGCUCACCGUGCGCGAUGUGCAGCGUGACCGUGGCAAGCCGCUCACCAAGUACGAGCGCAACAUGAUGAUCUUCGACUGGCUUCAGAACCUCGACCAGUCCUAGUUGUUAGCGCUAUACGAACUGAUGAGGUGUGUGGGACCUAGUGGAAGAAAGAAUCGAUGUGCUUUAAUUCAAUCAACGAGCCGCGCGACUCUUCAAACGGAUUAAGUAUUCAAAUGCCGGCGAAGGAGAUCUGAAGGCUUCAGUUCAAGUGGCACCGAGAGAUGCUGCUGGUGAUGCACACUAUGCUGGUGGCUUGGCCGUUUGCCAAGGCUUGCAGUUGGAAUCCCGAAAUCAUUUCCAUGCAUGCGUGUAGCCCCGCUGGCCUGCACGUUUUGGUUUCACAUUGAAACCCACUGGAGCAGCUAUUCAUGAAUGUCUAAAGAAGACUCUAUAUUGAUAUAUACCGACGCCUUUGAACCAGUCAAAUGCAAAGAACGAAUCGAUCGGUAAAUUUAUUCAACAUAACAAAACAUUUCGUUCAGUGCUUCGUAAGCUGACCCCUUUUGGCUUGGUGGUGCUCCUAAAGACCAGAAAGCGUAUCGUGCUGCCAAGGACGCGCCCAGAUAAUCUAAACGUAGCAAACGACAUUUUUGUCUAUCGCCUAACUGUGGUCAUUGUGAUGGACGAACCCGGCAUUUACACCAAAGCAAGCACCACAAAAUUCCCGGCUUCGUCCUGCGAACAAAAAGCUGCGGACUGAGAAGUGAGCGGUAGUUUUUGGGGUCAUGAGGGCUUCAUGUUGUUAACGCUUUCCUGCUGUCCGAACUCCCGACAUGUACAGCUACGCUAAUGAUGUUCAUUGGAUCGCUAUUGACAAGCCGUAGUUAUGAAAGCCGGUGAUGUAGAACGUCCCGCAAGUAACAACCGUCAUUUUCCCUAUAUUCAACUAGACACGAAUUAGUGAGGACGGUGACGAAUGAGCAAUUUUGGAUACUUUUAAGCACAAAGUAUUGCAGGCCGUGAAAACCAGGUCAGCGGAACGAGCACGACCUCAUGGCGUUUCCUCAAACAUUUUUUUUUGUAAUCGGCCUUGCGGUAUAGGCCGCGAGAUCGAGCAGAGUCGGCACCUAGCGGCGAGCGGACGAAACCCUGUGGUGUGGAUGGGUCCUUGCGUCGUCUGCUAGCCACACCGUGUUCGCAUGUGUGCGUACGCCAUGCACGUCCUCAGAGAACAGCUUGUUCCGUUGUGCUAGCACAGUAUGAAACGCUUGUAGAACGUAUGCUUACAUGAUAUACAUAAGCACUUCGCCUUCCGAGACUUGGAUUUCCUAGGCGAUGCGCUUAUGGUAGGGAAACGCUACAAAGAACACGCUACACUGCACACAGGACACACUUUAACAGAACGAGCGCAAACUGGUUUCUUUUUCAUGCGUCGUCGACAUAAAUAAAAAUUCAAGCAGGAGAUAAUUUUAUUGGUGGCUCACUGACGCAUGUUUCGGCGCCCUGAGAUUACAUGUGUGCGGCUUCGUAAACUAUUCUCUCCCUGUCGUCUUUUAUCCACUUCAUAAUUGUUUUUUUAACUGAGGUACGCAUGUACAUUGGUUACAGUGGGUAACUAAAGUUGACAAUU